UGACGGUUUUCAUCUCAGUCGUGAUUCUACCAGCAUCCGAAAAAGUAUCGCGAGCGUAGCCAACAUGCCCCAUAAUAGUUCGAAAAAUACCGCGAAAAUGUUUACGUCACGUGGAAAUUCAAUGGUCAACAUUACGGAUUUUUUUAUCACACAAAUUUCUACGUAUUUUUAAUUUUAAUUUUUUUUUCAAUUUUAAAUGUACGAGUAAUUAUUACGACGUGUUUUUUCCAUACAUCUAAUUUCGCGCCUUAUUUUUCAUCACAUUUUGAAAUUAUAUUAAGUUAUUUUACGAGGAAAUUAUCUGGUGAUUUUUUUUUUCGAAUAAAUUACCCGUUGAAUAAAAAAUUAUCUUUGUAAUGUCUUAAACAGGAUUCAGAAAUCGAGAUACUUGAAAACUACCUAGCUGUAUAGUUAGAUACCUGAAAUUAAAGACGUUUCGUUAAGAAUGCUGUACACGUUAAGACGAAUUCGUAUGCAGUAUCACGUUUCCAUCAGCGACGUAUCGAGUAUCCCUUUGCCUUUGGUCGAAAGAACAUUGCCAUUCCGGCGUUGAGGAUUAUAAUCAAACCGCGCUGUUUGUUGUACUCGUAAUCGCGAACGAGCGAAAUCUCGGCACUCGGGCCAUGUAUCCGACGUGGAAAAUGGAUGACUAUCGGCCGAACGUGCAUGCUGUAACUUUUAAACGAGAGUUAAACAAUGAAUAAUUAGUCGACGUUAAUCGCGAAUUACUCGUAGAUGGCGUACCAUAACGAUUCGAAAAUUAGUAAUUCGUUUUUCGAACCAUCUGUUACGAGCUACAUGGACGGCAUGCCGUUUCCCAUUGCCGAUACGACCAUCGCCGAAUAUACAUCGUUUAAUAACGCGACCGAGUUCAAUUUCACCUUAACGUCGACUUUAAAGCCACCGGAUCCGUUUUAUUUUUACAAGACUCCUCAAUUCAUCGUUUUAUGGGUCUUAUUUAUUUUAAUUGUGGUUGGAAACUCGUCCGUGUUGAUAGCUUUGCUUAAACAUAAGGGAAGGAAAUCCCGAAUGAAUUUUUUCAUUAUGCACUUGGCAUUUGCUGAUUUAUUAGUCGGAUUGGUGAACGUAUUAGUGGAUAUAAUGUGGAGAAUCACUAUCACAUGGCAUGCUGGAAAUUUUGGAUGCAAAUUAAUUCGAUAUUUGCAGGUCUUGGUUACCUUCUCUUCAACAUAUGUGUUGGUUGCUCUUAGUAUAGACAGAUACGACGCUAUCACAAGACCGAUGAAAUUUUCUGGCAGCUGUAAGAAUAAAUCCAUUCAUCAUCAUACUCUCCGUUAUAAUGCGAUAUCUCAUUCAUAUCUUUUCACAGGGCGAAGAGCGAAAUUCUUGGUAGGCAGUGCUUGGGGUCUCAGUGCUCUGUUCUCGAUACCCAUUCCAAUUUUAUACGAAGAAGCUGAAAUCGGAGGCAGAACACAAUGUUGGCUAGACUUCGCACAACAGUGGCAGUGGAAAGUGUACAUGACAUCGGUAGCUUGCGCCGUCUUCAUAAUACCAGCUUUAAUUAUUAUCAUCUGUUAUACGGUUAUCGUAUGUACUAUAUGGAGUAAGAGCAGCACCAUAGUUAUUAUAAAUCCUCAGCAACGUCGUAAAAGCACCCGAGGUUCCAUGAUCCAUCCACGACCACGUAAAUACCCAGAAGAUUACGAAUCACGACGAGCCAGUUCAAGAGGAUUGAUACCACGAGCCAAAGUCAAAACGAUCAAGAUGACUUUCGUCAUAGUAUUCGUAUUUAUAAUCUGCUGGAGUCCGUAUUUCAUUUUUGAUCUCCUUCAAGUCUACGGUUACAUACCUGAGACUCAGACGACUUACGCUUUGGCUACAUUUAUUCAGAGCCUAGCUCCAUUAAAUUCCGCAGCUAAUCCAGUAAUCUAUUGUUUAUUUUCAACGCGUACUUGUUCUACUUUAUGGAAAUUACCACCAUUCAAAUGGAUCGUAUCGUGGCUGUCAACUUGCUUUCCGGGGUUAGCUGAAGGAUCGAAAAGACGAUUCAAUCGAGGCUGUUUGAGAUACGGUGAAAAUAGUACCACUAUGACUGAGACCAUAACGCAAUCUUCGAAAAGAUCCAGGUUGACGUCUGGUACUUCGCUUAGGCAAAUAGUCAUGUUUAAGGUUAAUUCUGCCGAUAUGCACAAUAAGAAUUAUGGAAAGGCUGAAGUUACUGUGGUGUGAUUAUUAAUAAUCUUUGAUGACCUUUUUUUUUCUGUUUGUUUUCGCGGUAUUACUCGUUUGUUUCUUUUGAUGUAACGAUGUACAUUCCUUUUUAAUUUAUUCGAAGCUUUUUGUGAAAAUUCGUUUGGUUAUAUUUUCGUGGUUGAAUGUUUAAAGUAUUCUUUUUUUUUAAAAAUGUUCUCGUAUCGAUUAUAGUGAGAUGAAAAAGGGGGGGAGUAGUUUUAACUAGGGAACUUCUAGAGGAGUCUGCUUCUGAUUUGAAUGAGACUGUGAUUUUUGAAAAGAUCAUAGUCUGAAGGUGCUAUACCUAAAAUUUCAGCUGCUCAAAUUGAUUUUUUGAUUUUUGACGAAUUUUUGAAAAUUCAAAAUUGACUAUUUUUGGCAUUCUGAAGCCUCCAGCGCGAUUUUCGAUUUCUCCAGAAUUAUAAAACUGCUCCAGGAGGGAUGGAAAUUCAUUUUGGUUGCUAAAAAAUCUAGAUUGUUGCUUAUUCGUGAGCUAUUUAACAUGUUUAUUCGUAUUUAGCCCGAUUUCCAGGCGAAGGCUUCAAGCCAGUUUUUUUUCUAACCAGAAUAUUUUAAGGAAAAAGGUCAAAAAUUCAAAAAUUUUAUGAUCUGAGGAAAGUUUUUAAAAUUUACUCGAAUGGCUGUGCUUGAUUUAAAACUACCCCCACCCCCUUACCUCAUCCGAAUUUCACUAUUUCAAGGCUUUCUGAAGCCUCCAGCCUGAUUUUCGAUUUCUCCAGAAUUUGAAAAUCUCUCCAGAAGGCUUGGAAAUUAAUUUCGACAGCUAAAAAUUGAGAUUGCUGCUAAUUCGUGAGCUAUCUAACGAGAUUAUUUUGAAUUUGGCCCCAAUUUCCAGGCGGACAUCCCCAGUGCGUUUUUUACCAAAAUAUUUUUAAUUAUGAGUUCUGGUCAAUAAACACCCGCAACUGUUCACUUAAAAAUCGGUUCAAAUCAGGAAAAAACACUUCUAAUAGUUUUAAAAUAAGCCACAACUCAAUUUUUAGCUGUUCAAAUUAAUUUUCAUACAAUCUGGAGAAAUUUUGAAUUUCUGGAGGAAUCAAAAAUCAUGCUGGAGGCUUUAGAAUAACCGAAAACGAUGUAAUUCUGUUUGAAAGAGUUGAUGAUAUUAAUUUCAGAAUUAAUUUCCAGCAUUUUGACUGAAUCUAAUUUUUUAAAAGAAAAAAAAACAACACAACCUCCCAAAAAUAACCAAUUUUGAAUUUUCAAAAAUUUAUUUGGGUAGCUGCAACACUGGUUAUAGAGGUUUCAGACCAUGAUCUUUUCAAAAGUUGCUGUCUCAUUCAAAUUAGAGGUGGACACUUUGAAAGGUUCCCUUGUAAGAAGUGAACGAAUUUUAAUUUCACGUAAAUUUAUAUACAUGUACAUUUGGCAACAUUGCAUCGAGUUUUACAUUUUGAUCUAUGUAAGUAGAUAAGUAUUGUUGAAAUUUCCUAUGCUUGAUUCGUGCGGGGUAUCUUUUUCAGUCUGUUUCAAAGCCUUGGGCCAUUAACGUGAUUUACAUAGAACAACAUCGGCAAAAUUUCCUUCAUUUGUUUCCAUUCUUUGAAAAAAAAAACAAAAAAAAACAAGUUCGUUCCAUUUAAUAUUACGAGAAAAUAACUCCAUUCAUCGAAGUAUAAAAGGAGGGGGGGGGGUAAAUUAAAACACAAUAAAAAACGAAUAUUUUUCACAUCAACUACGUACCUACAUCUUUAUUUUAUAAUUUUUAUACCGCGAUCAUUUUAUUUGAACGACACACUAGUCCAAAAAAAAUGACAAUUAUGUGUUUGAAUUUCCAAUUAUUGUAAUAAGAUGUACUUGUAUUUUAAUGUAAUUAAUACUACCUAUACCUAUAUUCAUUAAUUCAACUUUCAUUUGUUUUGAUAUAUUUUAUUGAUGUUCAGAUUCGGUAGGUACGGUCAGUAUAAUGGCAGCAAUCACGUAAAGUUGCAAUUACCUAUUCCUUCCAAAUAAAAAACUUGAAAGAAAAAAUACAUCCUCGCUAAUCGACAGUAUAAUAAAGUUCCUCUCUAUAAAGCCUGUUGACUGUACCAAUCAUCGCUAUACACGAUAUAAUUUGAAUGUAUUUUUCUCAUAUUCAUUACAGACUAAUUUUUUCGCCAAAUUAUGUUUGUUUCGAAAUAUUUAUUUUUGUUACUUGAAAAAAAUAUUGUAAAAGUAAAAAAAAAAAAGAAAAAAUAUAUGUAAAUAAUUUGUGUUUUUGACGAAA
Molecule: messenger RNA, 4423 nt
Organism: Planococcus citri (citrus mealybug)
Lineage: Eukaryota; Metazoa; Arthropoda; Insecta; Hemiptera; Pseudococcidae
Product: cardioacceleratory peptide receptor-like
Exons: 10
Coding region: 736-2190 (484 amino acids)
Biological process (GO): neuropeptide signaling pathway
Cellular component (GO): plasma membrane
Molecular function (GO): neuropeptide receptor activity; vasopressin receptor activity
Source: RefSeq, a predicted model, not a curated record